ACGUCUAGUUUAGGGUCAGAGAAAUGGACAACGCAGAUUUGGAGCGUUUGUCCGUGUCACCCGCUAAGCUAUCUCCUGUUUUCCACAAAGACACGCUGGAAUACGACAUAGUUGUUGGCAGUGAAGUGUCUCAAUUGAAACUCAGUUUGCUGACUGUCGACGAAGACGCAUCCUACGGCAUCAAAGCUAGUAGUGGUGGUGAUGGUGGAAAGACUGUUGAUCUGAAAGAGGGUGAAGUGACAUCAAUCAAGAUUGAAGUGACGGCCGCAGAUGGCAGAAGUACGAAGCUCUACGUUAUCAAUGCCAAACGAGUGUCGGCUAGUGAUGCCACUCUUUCUGAUCUUGGAGUUCAGUCACGUGACCUGACUCCAGCAUUCUCACCUGACAUCACUGACUACACUGUCUGCGUCCCUGCAUGUGUGACAGAACUGAAAAUCGAUGCUGCAGUUGCUGACACCAAAGCUAAGGUUGUUCUCGAGAAUGGAGACAUUUCCAUCCCACAGCAACUCAACAGUGGAGAAACACGUUUCGUUCUCAAAGUUUCGUCUCCAGAUGGUUCAACAGAGCAGCAAUACAAAAUGUGUGCUAUAAGAGAUCAUGUGGGACGGAGUUGUGUUGUUGUGGAUCGAAAAGCAGCUGCUGGUUUGGAGUGUCCUAUCUGCUUGAAUUUAGUUUAUAGGCCAAGAGGAGUGGCAAACAGCAAACAUUCUUGCGUUUUCUGUGCUUCAUGUAUCGCUGUGUUGACUCGUACUAACAAGAUUGAUCCUAUCGAUGAAAGUGUGCUGGAAGGUGAGUGGCUGGUGGAGAAGCCUGAUGUUGAGAUAAACGUGUCGCAACUGGACGUUCAUAGCUGGUCGGGGGAGAAAGUUCAACUGAAACAGUUGGCUAAGAUAGAGAAGAAGUGGAAGGACAAAAAUGGAGAACCAAAGCUAUCACCUGCGAGUGCAGACGGCUGCAGCCCUGAUGGUCCUGAUGUGACGCACAGUGUGAGUGCACGGCAGUGGGAAGUCAAACUGCGACUAGAAGGAGAUGACUUCUCACCCUCUCAAGCAGACGAAUGGCUGAAGAAAUACCAGCAAAGUCUACCGAAACUUGGAAGUGCCAUACAGUUCAAGACAGGCCAGUCACCUAUUGACAACCUCUACAAUGCUGCUGCAUGUUGUGCACAAGCAAUAAAACAAUGUCCUCGCGAUGCUGCCAGCCACUUGAAGCUGGCAUUUGUCUUAGAGGAGAUUUGCUAUGCACAGGAUUUGCAUGGUGUUAAGAAAUCUGUACAAGACGAUGGCGACGACACUGGUCCUGCUGCUGUAGAGAGUUCAAAGCUGGAAGAGUUUCUAGCCAUCUGUCAGUUACGUGGUGUGGCAGACAGUGCACCAUUAGCGAAACAGUUGAAAGCAGUCGAGGAAGAAUUCAUGCAGUUGAAAGAACAAGGGCAGACGGCUAAAGCAGAGCAUGUACAGUCACUGUAUCAGUGGAAAUCAAAACAGGCACACAGGGGCAGUAAGUUUGGUUCCACAUCUUCUGAUGAAGAAACACUACUGGGAAAGGCGUAUUUGAAGUAUAUGGAUGCUUUGAAGUUGGACAGUGGAGGACACAAGUACAAUCUACAUGCUGGUAGGAUGCUCUUGAUGCAGGGCAAUAUUGAAGAGGCGUUGGUUAGACUGAAAGUUGCCAUGGCGAUAAAGCCAAAUGUGGCAGAGACAAGGUUAUAUUAUGGUCUUGCACUCUGCCAGCAAUCUAGUAGAUGUAAAGAAGGAGGUCGUUGGUUGAAUGAUGCUCUUUCUUUCUAUUUGAAAUUCCGUUCAUCUUCCAGCUGUACACAGAAUGAUCAGAACAACGGUCCUGUAUUGCUAGCUGAUAAGCACCUGCGGGAUACAAACACACAACUGCUACGAGGAUUCAUCGAACUUGCUCAACUGCAGAAGAAUGGAAAUGGAUCAGAUGGCAUGCUGAGUGUCGAAGAAGCAUGCAGGAAUGCCAGUCUUAUUACAGUCCAACAACUUGGAAGAACAAUCAAUAGAGGAGAGAUAUAUCGUCAGUUGGAGUGGGUGCUUCUCGAUGCUCAUUUGUUAAUGUUGGAUCAACACAAAGGUGACAUUAGUGCUCCAGAGAUGGCAGAACGCUGCCAGAGGCUUUCUGUGUUGACUCGCCGCUUAACAAUUCCAGCUGAAAAAGAACUGUUGCUCGUACAGAGACAAGUUUGUGAAAAAGCAGUCUCUAUUCUGCCUGCUGGAAGCCUGGCUCUCUGUCAUCUUGGUGAUGUCCAACUUGCCCAAUAUGAUGUAGGUGGAGAGAGUAGUGAUGUUUGUCUCAACGAUGCCAUGUUAAGCUAUCGAGCCAGUAUUGUUGUAGAAGGGAAACUGAAACAAUCCAAGGAGAUACCGUCUACUCUCGGUGAGCAGCAAUGGUGGAAGGACCAACGAGCUAAAGAGCAGGCAGAGAUUGAGAAAGCAAAGGCUACUGCCACAAAAGGCCAGUUGGGUAGCACGGCUGCAAGUACAGGCAGGGGCCAUGGUGUCCAGCAAGGCAGAACAAGAACAAAUCCUGCUGGUCAGGGGACUACACCUGGCAAAGCAACAAGUGGGGCUGGAGUGAGGCCAGCAAUGACAACCACUGGUAGAGGAAGAGCUGCUCCUGUUACUGGCCGUGGUGCUUCAGCUGUCAAACCAUCAACCAGCCAGACAAGAACAGCAGCUGCUGCAAAGCCAAGUACAACAGUGAAAAGCACAACACAACCAACACGGCAAGCAGCAGGAAAACCAGCUAGUUCUACUAACAAGAAACCAACAACAACAACCUCAGCUCGAAGUAGAGUGACUGAAGCAAAACAACCAGUCAAACCAGCAUCUUCAGAUGCCAGUAGGCGCGGUACAACAGGAAAAAGUGUAGCUACCUUGGGAGAACUGAAAUCAGGAGUGAAAACAUCAUCAUCAACAACAAGCACAGGAGAAGGCAUGAAAACCAGUGGAAAUGCUGCUGACAAAGCCACACCACAGAUAAAACAGUCAGAAGACCUGACACCUGCAGGUGAGAUUAAUACCAAAAGUUACCAUCCUCGACUCGGUUUAGCAAGAGCUCUAGCUCAUAAAGAAGACGAAGCAUCACAAAGUGAGAGUCAGCAACUUUAUGAAGAAGUCCAAGCUUUAGCUCCUCAUGUUCACGAUGCUUACAUAGAACUAGCUGAAAUGCUAACCAAGAAAGAUGUGAUGGCUGCAGUUGCUGUGUACAGCAAGUUUCCAUUUUCUGAGUCACCAACUUUUGAUGACGCUUACAUUUACCGUGAAAUUGUUCAUUUGCUCAUUAAACAAGAGAAGUAUGAUGAUGAGCGACUUGGCCCCAACCUCAUUGGCUUGGGACGAGUAAUGGGCAUCAACAGUAUGGAGAAAUACGUCAACAUCCUAGAUGCCAAGUUCAAGACCAAAUUGCUGAAGAGCGUGUAUGCUGGUGUGCAUGGCAAGGACAUUGAUGACCCAGAUUUACAAGCAUUUUUCAAGUUCAAAUGUUGGAGUUGACCAAUGAGACUGCUUCUAUUUUGUAAUGGCAUAUUUUUUAUACAAAAUGUGAUGUCCACUAUAUUAGCUACCUGAAUGCGCCACCAUGACAUGGCAGGUGAUUACUGCUGUACUGACUAUAUAUUCUGGUGGUAAAGUGUAACUAACCUAUUAGCAAAGAGCCACAUUUCCCAAACUCACUGACCAUAAUAGGUGAAAGGCGUAUGUUACUAGCAUCCAGUUUGCCAAGCAGAAAGCAGUUGUUAACAACAUAAAAAAUUGGAAUACCAACUGUGUGAACUAACCAAAAAGUUGACAGAAAUGAGAGCAUGUUCACAAUGAUCAAUUCCCUCUUCUAGCAUCAGUGAUCUGGUUUGUUCCUCAUCACUCGCAAUAUAGAACAAUUUGUUUCAGUGAGAGGUUCUCCGUUGUCAUGAUCAAAUUUCAGCAAAGUUCUUUGAUUCCAACGUAUAUUUAAACAGCAAGGUGCUGCCGAUGUUUCGGCUGUUGUACUACAGCCAUCUUCAGGGCAAAUAUUCCAAUACUAGUAAAUACAAUGGAGUAGUUGUGAUGUCAUAAAUACAAGUAACCAAUAGUUGACCAGAACUAUCUACACUAAGAUGUACAAUUAUGAUGAAACUUGGACUAGUGAUAUGUUGUUGUAGUCUUCAUGAGACUUGCCCAACAUUUUGAUAGUUCCAUUCCCUCAUCCCUAUUGAUAAGUAGAUGUUGUUG
Molecule: messenger RNA, 4226 nt
Organism: Corticium candelabrum
Lineage: Eukaryota; Metazoa; Porifera; Homoscleromorpha; Homosclerophorida; Plakinidae
Exons: 7
Coding region: 24-3512 (1162 amino acids)
Molecular function (GO): protein binding
Source: RefSeq, a predicted model, not a curated record